AUGCCUGCCGCCGGCUCGCAAAUAAUAUUUGACACGGGAAGAGUGGAGCACAACAUGAAACCUGAGAUUAAUUUGCAAAAUAAUCACGCGCUUCCAUCUAACUUGAACGAGGUGAGCGUGCAGGGAGGCGAAGCUGAGGAGAAAAGCUCUGAGGGAUUGCUUGCCCCGUAUGAGGGAAUUUUGUCUGCCUGCCCAGCCCAAGAGCGAUCUCCACGGCCAUCCUGGAUUACAGGACAAUACGGCUGCACCGCUCUCCCUAGCGUGCAGUGGUGGUUGUAA
Paracoccidioides lutzii Pb01 is the source of this 279-nucleotide messenger RNA. RefSeq lists its product as hypothetical. The coding region runs from base 1 to 279 and encodes 92 amino acids. The transcript is spliced from 2 exons. The record is from RefSeq and is a predicted model, not a curated record.